AUGAGCGGGACACCAGGACACACAGAUCCACAGGCCGCUGCUGUCAUGCCAGUCAAGGCUCGCGUUGUCGAGGCUGGCACGGCUGCAAGCAGCUCCUCCCGCAGCAAGGUGCUACUGCCCGUCGACAUCAUCCGAUCGCUGAAAUUGCAGACGGGCGAUGCUGUGCUGAUCACAGCCGAGGCAUCAGUUGACAAUGAUUUCGCUGUUGGGACUGUAUGGCCAUCUUUCGCGCUUGAAGCUGGGACCAUUCGCCUCCCACUCGCUGCACAGAUGCCCAGUGGGCUUGCAUCCGGCCAAACGGUUUUGGUCCUUCCUCUCCAAGCAACUCAGUCGAAGAGCGCCUCUAGAAAGCCGCCGACAGCUACAUCCGCUGUUAUUUCAGCCCUUUCGCCAUCCAGUUCGAGCUCUCUCGCGAAGCUCGGCACGUCUGACCGACAGAUGCUCACUGUGCACGCCAAGGAAGCUUUGACCGAUCUCGAAUGCGUCCAUUUGGGUCAAGAACUUUCUUUGAGCUUCCAAGGAGAGCUUUAUCACUUUAUUAUCACGUCGCUGCAUGAUGCAAUUGGGCAGCAAGAGUGGAACGUUUCGACGAGUAAUCAGUCGGGUCCAGCAGGGAGCACGACGCAAGUUUGCGUAGCGAGCCGGUCAACCGAGGUUUCCAUCACCACCUCUGAAGCGGAACUCAACAAAACGAAAGACGCAGCAAUCGGACCUGCAGAGGUUGCUCCUGGCAAGAACCCAUACGCGAAGCUGGGCGGACUGGAUCGACAGAUUGCAGAGAUCAAGACUCUGAUUGAGAUGCCACUCAUGUCUCCCGAGAUCUUUGUCCAGUACGGGCUCAAACCGCCGAAAGGAGUGCUGCUGUACGGCCCGCCUGGAACGGGAAAGACUUCUCUCGCACGGGCAGUCGCUGCCGCUACCGGCUCAUCUUACCUCACCAUCAACGGGCCAGAACUCUCGUCUGCCUUUCAUGGUGAGACCGAAUCCAAACUUCGCAGCAUCUUCAGAGAAGCAAGACGCAAGAGCCCAUGCAUCAUCAUCAUCGACGAGAUCGAUGCCCUAGCACCGAGGCGAGAAGGCGGCACCGGCGAAGGUGCCAAUGCGGAUGGAGCCGGCGAGGUGGAGCGCCGAGUGGUUGCACAGCUUCUGACACUUCUCGAUGGCAUGGAAGAGGCCGAUGACGAUGACGACGAGGAUCCUCAGCAGGACGAAACAGCGUUGACUGAUUCAAGGAUGGAACAGAGGUCAUUGUCGAAGACAAAGAAGGCGGCGAGAGUGCCUGCUCGCGUAGUUGUUCUUGCUGCGACCAACAGGCCCAACGCCAUUGAUCCUGCUCUUCGUCGUCCUGGACGAAUCGAUCGAGAAAUUGAGAUCGGCAUCCCGACCGCUGCAGCUCGAGGCGAGAUCAUCCGAACUCUCAUACAGCCCGUACCACAUGCUAUGACUCCGGAGCAGAUCGACGACCUCGCUAGCCGUACACACGGUUAUGUCGGGGCAGAUCUUUCUGCGCUCGUCCGCGAGGCUGGUAUGCGAGCCGUUCGACGUACCUUUGCUCGGCGCAAAGCCGAACCUGAUCAGCUGGAGGCCAAGAUUGCUUCCAUGACGCUCGAAGCCAACGCUGUAAAUAAUACCAACGAUGCUACGCUCGACCAGGUGACUGCAACAGACGUCCUUGCGUCUCUGCCGCUCGUCCGACCCUCUGCCAUGCGCGAGAUCUUCCUAGAACCACCAAAAGUAUAUUGGUCAGACAUCGCUGGUUCUUCGACGCCCUCAGCAGGUGGCUCGGGGGCACUGUCCUCCAAAUCCGUCCAAGCUCAGGUCCGCGAACUCGUCGAGUGGCCCAUCAAGCAUGCCGCCGCUUUCAACCGAUUGGGCGUCUCCCCGCCUCGAGGCGUUCUGCUAUACGGCCCACCGGGCUGUUCGAAGACGCUCAUUGCUCGAGCUCUCGCUACGGAAUCUGGACUCAACUUCCUCGCCGUCAAAGGUCCCGAACUAUAUUCGAAGUACGUAGGUGAAUCAGAACGUGCCAUCCGCGACACUUUCAAGAAAGCACGAGCAGCAGCACCUAGCAUCAUCUUCUUUGACGAGAUUGAUGCCCUCUCCUCCAGCCGCGAUGGCGAUUCCUCGAGCGGGGACGCACUCAACAGCCGUAUCAUCGCCACACUGCUCAACGAGAUGGAUGGAAUCGAGGCCAUGUCGGAUGUCAUUGUGAUCGGCGCCACCAACAGGCCACAGACGCUGGAUCCUGCUCUACUACGACCAGGUCGACUCGACAGGCUUGUGUACGUUGGCCCGCCGGAUCACGCGGCGAGGCAGCAGAUCCUGCGUACAAGGAUGGCCAAAAUGGCAGUUGGUGCAGACGACGUCGAUUUGGAGAAGCUCGCGCAGAUGACGGAUGGUUGCUCGGGCGCCGAGGUGGUCUCGGUUUGUCAAGAGGCAGGGCUGUUAGCAAUGGACGAAGAUCUAAAUUGCGAAAUAAUCGAGCAACGACACUUUGAGAUUGCUGCUUCGUCGGUCAAACGUCGCAUCACUUCACUGAUGCUUCGGCAGUACGAGACUUGGCGCGACACCCUCGUCGUCUAA
This is a messenger RNA of Pseudozyma hubeiensis SY62, 2583 nucleotides long. RefSeq names its product cell division cycle protein. The transcript has a single exon. The coding region runs from base 1 to 2583 and encodes 860 amino acids. Gene Ontology annotation, molecular function: ATP binding; ATP hydrolysis activity. Gene Ontology annotation, cellular component: cytoplasm. Lineage: Eukaryota; Fungi; Basidiomycota; Ustilaginomycetes; Ustilaginales; Ustilaginaceae. The record is from RefSeq and is a predicted model, not a curated record.